Messenger RNA from Drosophila hydei, 584 nucleotides. RefSeq names its product U6 snRNA-associated Sm-like protein LSm8. The transcript has a single exon. Gene Ontology annotation, biological process: mRNA splicing, via spliceosome. Gene Ontology annotation, cellular component: U6 snRNP; precatalytic spliceosome; U4/U6 x U5 tri-snRNP complex. The record is from RefSeq and is a predicted model, not a curated record. Lineage: Eukaryota; Metazoa; Arthropoda; Insecta; Diptera; Drosophilidae. Bases 282 to 569 code for a protein of 95 amino acids. Gene Ontology annotation, molecular function: RNA binding.
UACAUGAGCAUAAGGCGAAUGGCGAGCAGCUGAUCGUCUACCGAUAGUAAAUUUUUGUUCUUCAAUAUCAUAUCGAUAGCAAUAUUUUUUUAUUUUGGUAAAAACAUCGCUUAAACAGCUAAUACAAUUCCCGGCUUGCAAUUCAAGAACAGCUGCUCGACAGCCGAUAACAUAUUUGUCUUCAUUCGAUAGCACGAUAAUAAUUCCAAACGUUUUGCGAGGACGAACAUUCGCGUUGCUUUUAUUUAAACAAUUUAAUUUUCGCUUUAAGAGCUGACACAAUGUCUGGCUUGGAGUCGUACAUUAACCACACAGUCUCCAUUAUCACGGCGGACGGGCGCAACUUUAUAGGAACACUUAAAGGCUUCGACCAGACCAUAAAUAUCAUCAUCGACGAAUGCCAUGAGCGCGUUUUCUCCACAACGUCGGGCAUUGAGCAAAUUGUGCUCGGUCUUCACAUAAUCCGUGGCGACAACAUUGCUGUUAUUGGACUGAUAGAUGAUACCAUCGACUCCCGGCUGGAUUUGGCAAACAUCAGAGGCGAGCCACUGGGACCAGUAGUGCAUUGAUUGUAAACGUAGUUA